Messenger RNA from Microbotryum saponariae, 874 nucleotides. NCBI's taxonomy places the organism in Eukaryota, Fungi, Basidiomycota, Microbotryomycetes, Microbotryales, Microbotryaceae. The record is from the annotation of a GenBank genome assembly.
AUGCGCCAUUCGAUCCGCAAGAUGCAACUCGAUUGCUCUCAACUACAGCUCGACGUGUCACCUCAACCCGACUGAUUCGGGCACGGUGCGACUUCGCACAACACGGUCAACAACACCGCCAUCUUGAACAAGAUACAACUAAAACCGCCACCUGAGAGGGCGCGGUCGCUGUCAGCAGCGUGCUAGCUUACGUCGACGCAUCGCUCGAGCGUCCUCGGUCGGACACGUGCUCGGUCACCCAAUCGCCUCGAUCGCCCCGUUCGCCCUCUCGCCACUCGACCGAUGCGUGUGGUGAGUACUUCACUCAGAUACUUUCCAGCUCACACCCCAUCCGCUCACCUCAUGUUUGUCUUUGCUGCUCAUCACUCUAGUUCAGAUCGCGCGUUGGCCGACCCGCUGGCAUCCGAGGUUCGCACCGAACCGCUCUGUGACCUGUACAAUCAUGCUCGCGACGCCAGCGCAAGUUCCUCGUCAGCACCAUCGAGGAGAUAAUUACUUUCCUCAGUUCUCGAAUCGAUGCACAUGUCACUCGGCCCACAUCGCCCCACCCCCAAACACCACUGUCGACCAGUGACAAUUUGCUCCGCCACCCCCACAUCGUUCACUCGCGUCAUCAACGUUAAGCAAUCACGCGAAUGCAAUCCCUCUCAUCUCUUUCAUGAUCGAAUCGAAGAGCUCAUCGACGCGGCUAGCUCGGGGUUGGUUGGAACAUCUGUUGCACGACUCGACUGAUUUCGUGAAUGUCGAGAUCGGAGACGUUUAUCGGCACAAGCACUUUCACCCCGUCUCGACUGCGCCGCAAAUCACUCAACCUCCCGCGAUCGUUAUCCAGCUCGUCGAGUCAUCCGUCCAAAGCCACUACGUCUCGCUAUAA